CCACGAUACCGACUAGAGCAAUGCCUCGCAAGCUUUCCAUCGAUCCCGACACGAUCGUGCCUAUGCACAAGGCACCCGCGCCUGACCCAGGAGAGGACUUCAACGUGCUCUUCAUCGGUGCGGGCAACAUCAUGUUCGGCAGUGAUGAAGGACCGUGGAACCAUUCCUUCCGUCUGGAGCACAAGCUCGGCCCGCGCCUCAAAGUUAUCGCUCUCAUCGACCCGUGGCUUGAACGGGCUGCUCAGGUUCUCGAGCUAAAACGUGCUUCCUUCGUCAAGAGCGCAUAUGAGCACACUAGAACGUACAAGACGCUCGAUGACUUUAUUGCCGACAUGGAUGAUGAUGAGAUGCCCCAGGCUGUUUGGGUCGGUUCUCCCCCCGAAUUCCGAGGAUCCGAUGAACCGGGCAAGGACAUUGAGCUCCAGCUGCUGAAGCAUUUCCCCGGGGUCGCUCUCUUCAUCGAGAAGCCCGUGACUACCGGAGACGUGGGCAAGGCGCUUAAAGUGGCCAAGGCAAUUAACGACGCGAAGACUACCUGCUCUGUCGGGUAUAUGCUCCGCUACCUCAAGUGUGUACAGAAGAUGAAACAAAUCAUCGAGGACAACAACCUCGUCGUGAUGGCAACUGUUGCACGAUACGUCUGUGCCUACGAAAGGAUCCUGAAACACCACUGGUGGAACAAGUCCAAGAGCGGCGGGCCGAUCCUCGAGCAGGGCACUCAUUUCUGUGACCUCUCCCGCUACUUCGGUGGUGAAGUAGAUAUCCCGUCUGUGUCUGCCCAUUCGCUGGAAUUCUACGAGCCCGCCGGACAUCUGAGCAAAAUCGGCUUCGACGAAGAGCAGAUCGUUCCUGCCGAACAACGCAUCCCUCGUGUCACCGCCGCAACCUGGAAAUAUAAGUCCGGCGCCGUCGGUAGCUUCACCCACGCCGUUGCCCUGCAGGGCCGUAACUACUCUUGCGUGCUUGAGGUGUAUGCAGACGGGUACCAGAUGCGCCUUGAGGACCCUUACAACAACCCAGCGCUGUUUGUCCGACGGCCUGGUGACGACUUCGAGGAGACCUACAGGUACACGGACGACGACCCGUUCUUUACCGAGGUUGCGAACAUGAUCGACGUUAUUGAAGGAGGGCCGGACAAGGCCGAGAUCUUGAGCUCGUUUGAGGACGCCGUGCGCACAUACGAGUUCACUUGGGCGAUCCGCAAGGCAAGCGAAGCUUCUCGGAAACUGCCGCCCAACAUUCCCAAGGCCGAUUGAUUUCACAUGAUACGUUUAAAUGGAUAACAUACACGUGAGGAACGACGCCAGCGCGGGAACGUCACGGACUCAUUUGUAGCAAACGUCAGCCGUUGUACUUGUAACUACGAACUGAAACGGGCGCCUCUGGUAGCGGGCGCCUUCAAGAAAUU
Molecule: messenger RNA, 1408 nt
Organism: Dacryopinax primogenitus
Lineage: Eukaryota; Fungi; Basidiomycota; Dacrymycetes; Dacrymycetales; Dacrymycetaceae
Exons: 7
Coding region: 21-1256 (411 amino acids)
Molecular function (GO): nucleotide binding
Source: RefSeq, a predicted model, not a curated record